UGCAUCCAGAGAAGAGGAGAUCAAGACCAAGGGAGAGCCGGGCUCUUCAAACCAGCUGAGGCGGCAGCAACCGUGCCCUGCCCGAACAGACAGCCAGACCCAGGGCGGCCCCUCCUGGCAGCUCUGCUCCUCCCGAAGGAUGCUUUGGGAGUGAGGCGAAGCUGGGCCACUCCUCACGCCUGCAGCCGCCCCCUUCACUCUUCUGAGUCUCCGCAACAGUCCUGCCUGCCCUUCUACCCAGCUGUUGCUCAUUUCAGGUCCAGCAAAGUCUUUCUGAUUAACGGAGAGAGGGCAGUAAGGAGGACUUCCUGGAGGGGGUGACAGUCCAGAGCUUGAAACUGUGCCACACCAGAAGCCAUUGGCAGCAAGGAUACCAUGAAGCUUCCGGGUGUGAUGCCAACUCUGGUCCUCAAAGGCCAGUUGCUGUUGCUGCCCCUGCUGUUGCUGCUGGGACCACAAGCCUCUCAGGGACUGGUCAUCAUACCCCCGGAGCCAGAGCUUGUCCUCAAUAUCUCCAGCACCUUGGUUCUGACCUGCUUGGGUUCAGCUCCUGUGGUGUGGGAACGGAUAUCCCAGGAAUCCCUGCAGGAAAUGGCUGAAACACAGAACGGCACCUUCUACAGCAUACUGACACUGGCCAAUGUCACUGGGCUGGACACAGGGGAAUACGUUUGCACCUAUAAUGGCUCCCAUGGGCUAGAGCUCAGUGAGCAGAAACGGAUCUACAUCUUUGUGCCAGAUCCCACCAUGGGCUUCCUCCCUAAUGAACCUGAGGAUCUAUUCAUCUUUCUCACGGAAGUAAGUGAGAUCACAAUUCCAUGCCGAGUGACAGACCCACAACUGGUGGUGACACUGCACGAGAAGAAAGACGAUGCCCCCCUGCCUAUUCCCUAUGACCACCAACGUGGCUUCUCUGGUACCUUGGAGGACAAGUCCUACAUCUGCAAAACCACCAUCGGGGACAGGGAGGUGGAUUCCGAUGUCUACUAUGUCUACAGCCUCCAGGUGUCAUCCAUGAAUAUCUCAGUGAACGCAGUGCAGACUGUGGUCCGCCAGGGCGAGAACAUCACCAUCAUGUGCAUUGUGAUCGGGAACGAGGUGGUCAAGUUUGAAUGGACGUACCCCCGCAUGGAGAGUGGGCGGCUGGUGCAGCCAGUGACCGACUUCCCCUUAGAUGUUCCCUACCACAUUCGCUCCAGCCUGCACAUCCCCAAUGCUGAGCUGGGCGACUCAGGGACCUACAUCUGCAAUGUGUCAGAGAGUGUGUACGACCGUCAAGAUGAAAAGGCCAUCAAUGUCACUGUGGUCGAAAGCGGAUACGUGCGGCUGCUGGGAGAAGUGGAUGCUCUACAAUUCGCUGAGUUGCACAGGAGCAGGACACUGCAGGUGAUGUUCGAGGCUUACCCACCACCCACCGUCCUGUGGUUCAAGGACAACCGCACCUUGGGCGACAGCAGUGCCGGCGAGAUCGCCUUGUCCACACGCAAUGUGUCGGAGACCUGGUACGUGUCAGAGCUGACAUUGGUGCGGGUGAAGGUGGCAGAGGCUGGCCGUUACACCAUGCGGGCCUUCCAUGAGGACGCUGAGGCCCAGCUCUCCUUUCAGCUGCAGGUCAAUGUCCCUGUCCGUGUGCUGGAGCUGAGUGAGAGCCACCCUGCCAGCGGAGAGCAGACAGUGCGCUGUCGUGGCCGGGGCAUGCCCCAGCCAAACAUCACCUGGUCUACCUGCAAAGACCUCAAAAGCAGGUGUCCACGCCAGCUGCCACCCACACCCCUGGGGAACAGUUCUGAGGAGGAGAGCCAGCUAGAAACUAACGUGACAUAUUGGGCAGAGGAGCAGGAGUUCGAGGUGGUGAGCACGCUGCGCCUGCGCCAUGUGGAUCAGCCACUGUCGGUGCGUUGCACUCUGCGCAAUCUGCUGGGCCAGGAUGCUCAGGAGGUCACCGUGGUGCCACAUUCCCUGCCCUUCAAGGUGGUGGUCAUCUCAGCCAUUCUGGCCUUGGUGGUCCUCACCAUCAUCUCCCUCAUCAUCCUCAUCAUGCUUUGGCAGAAGAAGCCACGCUACGAGAUCCGGUGGAAGGUGAUCGAGUCCGUGAGCUCUGAUGGCCAUGAGUACAUCUACGUGGACCCCAUGCAGCUGCCCUAUGACUCCACGUGGGAGCUUCCGCGGGACCAGCUUGUGCUUGGACGCACCCUCGGCUCCGGGGCCUUUGGGCAGGUGGUGGAGGCCACGGCUCAUGGCCUGAGCCAUUCGCAGGCCACAAUGAAAGUGGCUGUCAAGAUGCUGAAAUCCACAGCCCGCAGCAGUGAGAAGCAAGCCCUCAUGUCAGAGCUGAAGAUCAUGAGUCACCUCGGGCCCCACCUGAAUGUGGUCAACCUGCUGGGGGCCUGCACCAAAGGAGGACCCAUCUACAUCAUCACCGAGUACUGCCGCUACGGUGACCUGGUGGACUACCUGCACCGCAACAAGCACACCUUCCUGCAGCACCACUGUGACAAACGCCACCUGCCCAGUGCCGAGCUCUACAGCAACGCCCUGCCCGCCGGGCUCCCCCUGCCCAGCCAUGUGUCCCUGACUGGGGAGAGUGAUGGUGGCUACAUGGACAUGAGCAAGGAUGAGUCGGUAGACUACGUGCCUAUGCUGGACAUGAAAGGAGACGUCAAGUAUGCAGACAUCGAGUCCUCCAACUACAUGGGCCCGUAUGAUAACUACGUCCCCUCUGCUCCUGAGAGGACCUAUCGGGCAACUUUGAUCAACGAGUCCCCAGUGCUUAGCUACACGGACCUUGUGGGCUUCAGCUACCAGGUGGCCAAUGGCAUGGAGUUCCUGGCCUCCAAGAACUGUGUCCACCGAGACCUGGCAGCCAGGAACGUGCUCAUCUGCGAGGGCAAGCUGGUCAAGAUCUGUGACUUCGGCCUGGCUCGAGACAUCAUGCGGGACUCGAACUACAUCUCCAAAGGCAGUACCUUCCUGCCUCUGAAGUGGAUGGCCCCCGAGAGCAUCUUCAACAGCCUCUACACCACGCUGAGUGACGUGUGGUCCUUUGGGAUCCUACUCUGGGAAAUCUUCACCCUGGGUGGCACCCCUUACCCGGAGCUGCCCAUGAACGAGCAGUUCUACAAUGCCAUCAAGCGGGGUUACCGCAUGGCCCAGCCUCCCCACGCCUCUGACGAGAUCUACGAGAUCAUGCAGAAGUGCUGGGAAGAGAAGUUUGAGAUUCGGCCCCCAUUCUCCCAGCUGGUGUUGCUUCUCGAGAGACUGCUGGGCGAGGGUUACAAAAAGAAGUACCAGCAAGUGGAUGAGGAGUUUCUGAGGAGCGACCAUCCAGCCAUCCUUCGGUCCCAAGCCCGCUUGCCUGGAUUCCACGGCCUCCGAUCUCCCCUGGACACCAGCUCUGUCCUCUAUACUGCUGUGCAGCCCAAUGAGGCUGACAACGACUAUAUCAUCCCCCUGCCUGACCCCAAACCCGAGGCUGCUGAUGAGGGUCCACUGGAGGGCUCCCCCAGCCUCGCCAGCUCUACCCUGAAUGAAGUCAACACCUCCUCCACCAUCUCCUGUGAUAGCCCCCUGGAGCCCCAAGAAGAACCAGAGCCAGAGUCUCAGCCCGAGCCCCAGGUGGAGCCUGAGCCGGAGCUGGAGCAGCCACUGGAUUCAGGCUGCCCUGGGCAUAGGGCUGAAGUGGAGGACAGCUUCCUGUAGGGGCUGGUUCCCACGCUGUCCUGCCCGAAGCUCUCCCUUUGCCUCCCAGCACCCAGCACCUCCUGGCCUGGCCUGGCCUGGCUGGGCCUCCUACUGGCCAGGCUGCCCCCAUGAGAGCUGUCCCCUCUGGAAGGCUUCUGCCCAGGACACGUUGUGCCCCAAACCCUGGGGCUGGCUUAGGAAGCAAGAGAACUGCAGGAGCCAUGACCAGCCCUCUGCCUCUGGGGAGGCCAUGUGGCUCUGAGCCAGGGUACCCCUGAGGGGACUCAGUUUCCCCAUAUGUAAGAUGGGAAAGUUGGGCUUGAUGAUACACAAUCUGGGAUUCUCCCCCUGGCUGACAGGUGGGGAGGUUGGAAUCCCUGAGUUAAUGAAGUGGUAAAUUAAUUUCUUUCUGUUCAACCCUCAAGGAGCCACAACUCUCUCACACACUUUUAUCUGCCCAGGAGCUGGGGAACAGACUCUAGCAUUCCUGGCUCCUGGCUGAGCUGGGACCUGGCCAUGAACAGUGUUGCUUCCUGCAGAAGCCACCCCCCACGAUGCCAGUCUCUGCUUUCCUGGGCCCGAGCUGGUCUGGGGCCAUCUGUGCUUACUUAAUUGUGUUAAUUAAUGCUGGGGUCUGAGCCAAGUCCAAGACUUCCGGCCUGUAUUCCUGCCCAGGGUCCUCAGGGCACACCUAGACAUAGAAAGUGCCUUUAUCCAGGACUUCCAGGCCCAUCAGUCCCAGGGUAUUUUCCUCAUCACCAGAGUCUGCAGGGCCCCACAGGCCCCACGUCUGUGAUGAGUGUGAUGUGCCGGCAUGAAGUGUCCACAUAUGCGCACCAACAUGUGGCCCUGAAUCUGCAUUGGACCUGUUAUGAGACUUUAAAGGAAUCCCUCACCCUAUCUGGGCUUCAGUUUUCCCCUUUGAAAAAUGAGCAUGUUGGACUCAGUAACUCCGAGUGCCCUGUCAGCACCAACAUUCUAGAAUAUUCCAGGGGGUUGCACACUUGUCUAGAUGAAGCAAGGCCAAUACCCCAAACUGCCAUCCUGGGGGUCAGCAGGACUCUGGGGAGAUUCCAGACCACACAUCACACUCCGGGGAUUCAGAAACUGUGCCUCUUCUCCAGACCCCCAGCAAGUCCCAAGAAUGCAGCUGUCCAAGCCUUGACUUGGAGUGACAGCUAGUGUCCUGGAAAGCCCCCAGCAGCUGCCCCAGGGCCAUGGGAAGACCAUGGGAGCCCUUUCAGCACCCACAAUGACCUCUGGAGCUACCCUGGGCAGAGAGAACAAGUCAAUUCACCUUGUGCAUCCCACUACUCCAGCACCUGCCAUCAAGGUCUGUUCUGCAGACAUGAUAGACAGUUAGGACAAUUAUGUCCUACAAAGGACAAGUUUCACAUGAUAGAGGGGUGGAGAGGCAGGCAUUUGGGGGUUGCCUUCUCACCUGCCAGCUGCCCCAUCCCUGAGGCAUGGGAACCCCAUGGGGGAAUGGUCCCCAGCCCAGUGGGCAUUGGAAGUGCCAGAGGAGUGAGGGCUGUGGCCACGACCACUGGCAGGAGAAGGGCUGGAAAGAAGGGUAGCUCAACCCUUCUGGGUGCCAGCCCCUAUGCUGGUUGGCACCUCCCUGCCCUGGGAUGCCCAAAAGCCUGGUCCAAGGAGGGGGGGAGUGGGUUCUCACUACGGUACCAAAGAUGUAAUCACCUAGGUUUACAAGUAUUUUUAGGACUCACGUUAACUCACAUUUAUACAAUAGAAGUGCUAUUUUGUAUGCUGUUAAGUUUUCCUA
This is a messenger RNA of Cynocephalus volans (Philippine flying lemur), 5464 nucleotides long. It is a transcript of the gene PDGFRB, whose product is annotated as platelet derived growth factor receptor beta. The transcript has 23 exons. Gene Ontology annotation, cellular component: plasma membrane; signaling receptor complex. The record is from RefSeq and is a predicted model, not a curated record. The coding region runs from base 376 to 3699 and encodes 1107 amino acids. Gene Ontology annotation, molecular function: platelet-derived growth factor beta-receptor activity; platelet-derived growth factor binding; ATP binding. Gene Ontology annotation, biological process: platelet-derived growth factor receptor signaling pathway; multicellular organism development; angiogenesis. NCBI's taxonomy places the organism in Eukaryota, Metazoa, Chordata, Mammalia, Dermoptera, Cynocephalidae.